This is a messenger RNA of Pseudo-nitzschia multistriata, 1605 nucleotides long. The record is from the annotation of a GenBank genome assembly. NCBI's taxonomy places the organism in Eukaryota, Bacillariophyta, Bacillariophyceae, Bacillariales, Bacillariaceae.
CGCCGCCACAUCUUCGAGAGAAGAAAUCGACUGAAUCCGUAGUACUGGAAUAGAAUGAAAUUGAGGAGCCACUCCAUACCAUCAUCUAGUUCUACAUUAAGUAUGCAAGAAGUUCUAAGUCCGACUAAGAUAGGGGAAUCGUUCCUCCGAACCAGUCGCAACCUUUUCGACGUGGCCGCCGAAACCAGCGAAAGGACUCUCUUUGUGGUUCCUGCCGGAAGCAUUCCGGAAACGGAAAGUAGAAAGGAACAAAUUAUUCAGGUGGUCGGUAUGACCGUAUUUUUUGUGGUCCUCCCUUUUGUGAUCACCAUCCUGUUUUGCUGCGUUGCUUAUAAGCACUUCAAUGUCACUGUCGAGAGGGACGAUAUCCGAAAUGCGACGCCAAGGGUUCCACAGCGCCGAUCUACGACUAGGAGAGAGCUUCCAACGGUGGAAUUAUCUUUGGGAGACAACGAUGGCGAUGGCGAAGAAUCGUGCUCGGAAACGUGUACCGUAAUGAGCCAGGAUAUGGACCUGAAAAGCGACAUCGAUGCCAAACAACCCGACUCAGUCCGAUGACAAUAUGCUGAAAUGUUUUAUUCCUGGAUACAAAAGUAGCAAUAAGACAGAUUUGAUUCGAACUCUAUCUCUCGGUAAAAGAUUACUUUCUUUCCUUCACCCCACUUUUGAUUCGAUCACUGUUUCAUCGGAAUCAUGAAAUAGUGAGGGAAAUAAGCUAUGGCAUUCCGGCGUAGAACACAACAAAGUAAGUGGUUUCCAACAACAAAAAGAAAACCCGAUGGAUAUCAUCGUCCGACAGAGAACGAUCCGGGGUAGUUUGGUGCGGCUUCUGGUAUGGAAAGCAACAACCUCGGAUUAUAUCGGUGAAAUGACAUCGGCGAGAUAGCAUCGGCGAGAUACGAGUCGGACACAGCACUAUAGCCUCUCUCGUGCUCGGGGCGCUGCAGGCACAACCCGCAGAGGCUACCUUCCGGCAUGGACCUAUCGUUGAUGCAGUAAAUAAUAUUAAAAAACACUUAAUCCAUUGUAAUGGUAUUGUUGCUGUGAUGACUAUACUUUCCGCGCCUUCUCGAUCUGUGUCAUGACUGCCUGUUUCGAGACCUGGUUUUCGUUUUUGAUGUGGUGCUUGAGUAGGUCCCGCAGGACGCGGUGGGCGACAGCUUCUUCGGUGAAUUUCGCCGUGGAUCCUUCCUCGUUCACGUAGACGUUCUUUUGGGAUUCGUGUACGCACUCCUCCACCUUUUUCUUGUAGGCCUGUGGGUCCGAUUCGGCCAGCUCCUUGGCAGCGGUGUUGGCCCGUGCGUCGGCAAAGUUCUUGGCGUAAAAGAUUUUCUUAAGGUAGGUCAGGACGGUCACCAGGUAGUGCCGGGAGGGAUCCCACGUCGGAUACGCGCUCUGGACGUCGAGCUCUCCCGUGGCUUCGUUCACGUACGGAUUAAAGACGUGACUCGAAAAGGUGAUUCUCGGCCACAUGUUCGUGUCGUUGUACUUGGCCGGCAGGUUCAGCCGGAACUUGAAAAUCCCGUUGGUGAAGGGCCCCCGCCGGACAAAGAUGAUUCCGUGGAAAUCCCGCAGGGAAUUCAUCGAGGGGAUCAGGUACACCCC